Messenger RNA from Durusdinium trenchii, 324 nucleotides. The record is from the annotation of a GenBank genome assembly. NCBI's taxonomy places the organism in Eukaryota, Dinophyceae, Suessiales, Symbiodiniaceae.
AUGAAAGAGCCAUUGAUGCGAAGCGACCGCCUGGGUGAUGGGGCCUAUCAACUCAGUUGGCAUCCUUCAUGCCCAGGAACUGUUGCAGUGGCUGCCAUGAGAUGUGGCUUUCCCAUUUUUCGCGUGGAGGACAGUAUGCACAUGCUGGGUGGGUAUUGUCAAGGUGCUGAGGAAGGAUCUCAUGGCUCAUUGGGGUAUGGGAUUUCUUGGCAGUUUGGCCAGGGUGGCCGGGUGGCCUCCGCCUCGUUCUACGACAACAGCAUACACAUUUGGAGGGCGGUCCAGUCGGCAGAGUCUGCAGAAUUUGUGGAGAAAAGUGAGUGA